AUAUAGAAAUGCAUUAUCAACUUAGAACAACGAAAUACGUCCACGUUAGGGAGAUGAGCCUCUUGGUGAGACGAAUUUCGAACGGGUUUUCCUGGAUAGAUGAUAUCUUACUUGAAAUCACUGCUUACCCUGAAAGCGCGCUUCGUGAGAUUUCAUGGUGGUUCUCACGGCUUUUUAUGUGCGCUCCGUAUAUUCUACCCCUCAUCUUCUACUGGAAUGCUGUUAGAGGCAGAUACCUAAUGUUCGUGACUUGCACAGCAUUAAUGGCAUCCUCGCUAAUCAAGAACGCCCUGGAUUCUGAUGUUCUACACAGAUCACCACAAGGAUCUCCUUGUCGUCGAAGGACGUCAAUUUCAGUUCCCGCUGUUACUACUGUUUGCUUCUGGCAUGUAUUGUUAGAUUAUGAGCCCCUCUGGUUUGAUUCGGCUCGUCGCAAUGUGUGUACAAUCAUCUUUGCAUUUGUCUCUUUUCUGCUGGACUGCCCAUUCGGUAACUGCAUGAUCCUAUCCUUUAUUCUGUCUUACCUACUUGCACUUACUGCAAUUGAAUUCCGGUGCACACUUGUGGAAUGGUAUGAGAUGCAUUUAUCGAAGAUUUGGCUCUGUGUGGCUGCAGUAAUGAUAUGCACACUGCUUGUGGGCUUUCGGCCUUGUUAUCUAACGGCCAAUGGAGCACAUAAAUUUCAAGGAGGGAUUUCUAGUGUUGUGCGACCAUUGGGUAGUGUGCUGGGUCUUCUUGUGUGUGACAAGCUUGACGAAAAGGCCUCGAUUCGAAGCCACAUCUGUGGUAAAGGUCUUAGCCUUUCUUCUUGGCUUAUCAAUUUUAUGAUCGGUGCAUGCUUCAUUUUUGUUGAUAUAAAGUUAGCAUUACAAUCCUACAUUUUUUCGUCAAUCGCGAUAUCUUCGCUACUUGUUGUAUAUACCAUCAUUAGUUGCCAUAUGGUACCACUGUUCGAUUUAAGACUGGUGGAGAAAGAAAACACGAAAUUCAUCGAAUUAUUAGCUGCCGCUAUUAACUCGUGUAGAGAAUCGCGCCAGCAUAGCACAGUUAACACAGCUCAGGGAAAAAUAAGCAGUCCAUGCGUUGAUGCUGCCCAAAAGUCAUUUAGUAAGACAACUGGAGAUUUUACUAAUGGAACGGGGAUAAACGACCUCGAAGUAGCAGAUCUAAUGAAAGUCACAUCGACAAAUGAAACUGAGGAUGCCUUUAAUCCAAAUGUUACAACUAAACGAAUUCUCAAGACAGAUACCUCGGGUGCAAAGUCCGUCGGUGCUGCGAUGCGUUUUUUUGGAGUGCAAUAAACAUAAAAUUGUAAUAAACAUAAAGC
This is a messenger RNA of Varroa destructor (honeybee mite), 1327 nucleotides long. RefSeq lists its product as uncharacterized. The record is from RefSeq and is a predicted model, not a curated record. NCBI's taxonomy places the organism in Eukaryota, Metazoa, Arthropoda, Arachnida, Mesostigmata, Varroidae.